GAGAAAUUGUGACCAUGCCUGAACCAGCGAAGCCAGCGCCCAAGAAGGGCUCCAAGAAAGCCGUGACCAAGACCGCCGGCAAGAAGGACAAGAAGAGGAGGAAGACCAGGAAGGAGAGCUACGCCAUCUACGUGUACAAGGUGAUGAAGCAGGUCCACCCCGACACCGGCAUCUCCUCCAAGGCCAUGGGCAUCAUGAACUCGUUCGUGAACGACAUCUUUGAGCGCAUCGCCGGGGAGGCCUCCCGUCUGGCCCACUACAACAAGCGCUCCACCAUCACCUCCAGGGAGAUCCAGACCGCCGUCCGCCUGCUGCUGCCCGGAGAACUGGCCAAGCACGCCGUGUCCGAAGGCACCAAGGCCGUGACCAAGUACACCAGCUCCAAGUAAACCCGCUCCACAUCCCCGAGAUACAGAAACAAACCAACGGCUCUUUUAAGAGCCACACACACUUUCUCUGGAAGAGCUCAGUUCCCCCAAACAUAAAGCUGAAUAAAACCAAUGUGGUUAUAAAUA
Messenger RNA from Micropterus dolomieu (smallmouth bass), 515 nucleotides. Its product is annotated as histone H2B 1/2-like. Gene Ontology annotation, molecular function: structural constituent of chromatin; protein heterodimerization activity; DNA binding. The coding region runs from base 15 to 389 and encodes 124 amino acids. The record is from RefSeq and is a predicted model, not a curated record. Lineage: Eukaryota; Metazoa; Chordata; Actinopteri; Centrarchiformes; Centrarchidae. The transcript is spliced from 2 exons. Gene Ontology annotation, cellular component: nucleosome.